AUGUCCCUGGCCCACCGCCCUUUCCUGGCCAACGCACACGACCUUUCGUUGAUUGCUAUAGAAGAAGAGCCUGAAGAUCUGCCGUUCACUCCCGCCUCGGGCUGUUUCGAACUGAGCAACGAUGGGUGCGUCAACAAUAUCACGGAUGUUGCAGAUAUCCUCGAUGAGUUGGAAAGCUUGGCUCUUGCGACGAGGGAACUACCUGUUCCUAAAUCUGUGUCGAUGUCUCUGGCAGAAUGGGGACGUGCCUUAAACAUCCGCGUCAUAGUAGCUCCAGGCAAUGGCGGCAAUAGCAACAGGAAUGCCAUCGUUCUCAGUGCUACGGACGUGUCUGGCGACACGUCACUGCAUUCUAUGCCUUCGGAAGACCUCUUUGAAGAUCCUAGUUGUUAUCACAGUGGCGGUUCGGGGCGUUCAUCGUCUGAGUCCGCUAUCAGUGAAACUACCCAAUCCUCUCAGUUUGAAACAUUGCCAUACAUGUCAGAAGACGCCUCGCGUUCAUUUCCGUCUUUCGCCCUUCCCCCUUCACUGUGUAGUAUUCCCGAGUUGGUCAACGUUCAGCGCCACCGAAAGCUUGUCCAGACUCUAGGAUUGGAGGCUCCAGGAAAAGUCUCUCUAGCUUCUCAUUCGCCUUCUCGUCUUGCCUCUUGCCGAGCAUCGUCUACACCCCGGACUCACCGGGGUGGAGUGUCCCCUCGCUUUCCUAGUGCUCAUGUAUGUCACACAGAGGCCCUGCCGACACCUGAAGUGCCCAAGCCAUCAUCUGCGCGACCUUCAAAGAUUUCCCAAGCUCUGGGCCUAGUAAGGCUCUUUGACAUUCAGCUCCCUAGGCGGCGGCACAACGGUACCCCUAUUCCUGCUCCUACUGGGCUUUUCUCGUGCACGCCGGCGACCCUGAACAAGAUGACAUCUCUGUAAUGAAGAUGUGGAUAUUCGAACGAUCGAACUCGAUACGUUCUCUUCGACGUCGUGGAUCCGUUUUGGCAGCAGUGUAUUUGUUCCGACAUACAACACUAUGUUUUUCUAUCUUUGUGCUCUAUAUGUCACUCAUUACCCCUCUUGUCCUCCUUGCUGCUCUUCCUUCUUUGUCAAUGUUCUCCGACUUCGUUUUAAUGCUCGAUUCGAUUGGCUGAAGAUAUCU
Messenger RNA from Somion occarium, 1141 nucleotides. NCBI's taxonomy places the organism in Eukaryota, Fungi, Basidiomycota, Agaricomycetes, Polyporales, Cerrenaceae. The record is from the annotation of a GenBank genome assembly.